UCCUCCUACGGAUACGCCAUUCCCCAUCACCUCCCAGCCUCCCAGCCACCCCCCCACAGCCACCACGACUCCGACCAUCCCGAUCUCCGGCCACCGCCACCAUGUCGUCCACCGCCGCGUUCCUCCUCCGCCCCACCUCCGCCACGACUAACCCUCUCGUCCAGCUUUCCACCGCCAACUCCAGCCCCAAAUCCCACUUCCUCCGCCUCCACUCGCCGCGCCGCCGCCUGCCCCUUCCCCGUCUCUCCCUCACGCCCCCCGCCGCUGCCACCGCCGGUUCCGCCCCCUCGCCAUCCCCUCCGUCUCCGUCCCCCCCACCUCCACCCCCUCUCUUCUCCAACUGGUCCCCGCCGCGCGCGAUCUGGCGGGGGCUCUCCGCGCUGCUCCUCGCGGGGCAGGUCUUCCACCGCGUCCUCACGGGCCGCAUCCACCGCCGCAACCUCCUGGCGCAGCUCCGGCGCGUGGGGCCCGGGAGCGCGGGGGUGUCGCUCCUGACCGCCGCCUUCGUCGGCAUGGCCUUCACCAUCCAGUUCGUGCGCGAGUUCACCCGCCUCGGCCUCCACCGCUCCGUCGGCGGCGUCCUCGCCCUGGCGCUCGCCCGCGAGCUCACGCCCGUCGUCACCGCCGUCGUCGCCGCGGGGCGAGUCGGGUCGGCCUUCGCGGCCGAGCUCGGCACCAUGCAGGUGUCCGAGCAGACCGACACCCUGCGCGUCCUCGGCGCGCAGCCCAUCGACUACCUCGUCGUGCCCCGCGUCCUCGCAUGCGUGCUCGCGCUCCCCGUCCUCACCCUCAUCAGCUUCGCCCUCGGGCUCGCCUCCUCGGCGUUCCUGGCCGACGCCGUCUUCGGCGUCAGCACCAGCAUCAUCCUGGAGUCGGCUCGCAAGGCGCUAAGGCCGUGGGACUUGAUCAGCUCCCUGAUUAAAUCCCAGGUGUUCGGGGCCAUUAUCGCGGUGGUCAGCUGCGCAUGGGGCGUCACCACCCAUGGGGGCGCAAAGGGCGUCGGCGAGUCCACAACAUCCGCAGUGGUCAUUUCUUUGGUCGGAAUUUUCGUUGCGGACUUCGCUCUCUCCUGCCUCUUCUUCCAGGGUGGUGCUGGUGAUUCGCUCAAGCAUGCCAUGGGUUAAGGCAGCAGGACCAUAACACAGCAAUUUUUUUUUUGCUUCGUGGAGGCAUAGUUUAGUGUUGUACAUUGACGAGGUGGUGUAGUGGAUUCAAAGAGCUCAGCAUUGUAACUUCAGCUACACUCCAGUAGUGACAGCUGGUAGGCGGCCUGAUGCUCUAGGAGCAACCUUAACCUGGUGCUGGUGGAGGUAUGCCUGGCCAUGGGGCAUUACAAGGUGGCCGUACUUGGAUCUUCCUCCACCUGCAUUGUAUGCCUGACGCAGAUGCUGAGGGAACCGUUUGUUGGCAAGAGGAGCAAUGGAGCCUAUAUGCUGCAUUGCGGAUACUGUUGAUGCUGCUAUAGGCAAUGGUGCUACUUAUAGUGAUUGUGAUUCCAGAAGGCACCUGUUUUUUCAACAUUCUUCAUAGACUUCUAGUCUGGUAGUUGGAGUGUACGCCUCUUAAUGUCUAAACGAGUGUGCUGACGAAAUUAUUUGGUCUACAGGCAGCUGAAUUUGGUGUUUGAGCUGUUGAGCUGGAGUCAGUUGCACACGGCAGAUCAAUUAUUUUGUUCCAGGACAUUUAAGUUUCUAAAUUUUGUGUUGGAGAUAUUCUUUGGCUUGUAAAGAGCUUUGAUUCUGAAUUUUAUGUUUGAGCCUCCGAGUACCUACACAUUGCAAAUGAUCAUUCGGUUCAAGAAAAACACGGCCUGGAUGCCAAAUUCACAUGGCAUGUCA
Molecule: messenger RNA, 1838 nt
Organism: Lolium perenne
Lineage: Eukaryota; Viridiplantae; Streptophyta; Magnoliopsida; Poales; Poaceae
Product: protein TRIGALACTOSYLDIACYLGLYCEROL 1, chloroplastic
Biological process (GO): phospholipid transport
Cellular component (GO): ATP-binding cassette (ABC) transporter complex
Source: RefSeq, a predicted model, not a curated record